Molecule: messenger RNA, 6921 nt
Organism: Larimichthys crocea (large yellow croaker)
Lineage: Eukaryota; Metazoa; Chordata; Actinopteri; Sciaenidae
Gene: snx19b
Product: sorting nexin 19b
Exons: 14
Coding region: 144-3164 (1006 amino acids)
Cellular component (GO): intracellular membrane-bounded organelle
Molecular function (GO): phosphatidylinositol binding
Source: RefSeq, a predicted model, not a curated record
GCACUGCGCUUUCUCUCUCUGAACAUACGUCAUCAUACAGGAAGUAAACAAACCAGAGCAAAGGGUUGUCAUCAAGACGCUCACGAGAACCUCCCAUUGAGUGCCAUGACAGCUCGUGCAGCUCUGAUGUUUUCCUGGCACACAUGAUUUCCACAACUCAUCCCGAGGGUGUCAAGCCAGACAGUAACCCCCACAGUGCCAUGGCUGAGGUGUUGGGACAGAGGAGCCUGGUGGGCUUUGGUGUGGUGUUGGCGUGGCUGGUGCUGUUCCACCUGCUGGUCAACAUCUGGCUGCUGUGUGUGUUCACCAGCCUGCUGGUGGUGCUCGGCGGCUGGCUUGGCUCGCAGGCCGUCCUGGAGUCCAACAGUGUGGUUCACCUAGAGAGGUUUAUCACCCUGGAGCAGGUUCCACCGUCUUUGGACGAUGAGCAUCACUUGGACCAGGAGAUCCACAACACUGUGGGGAAAAUCAUCAGGGACUUUGUCUCCUCCUGGUACUCCACUGUGUCGUCUGAGAGCGGCUUUGAAACAGAAAUCCAAGAGGCCAUGAUCUUUAUGGCCAUGGAGCUGAAAACACGUGCAAGACGGGUUGAUAGGAAGGAGCUGACCCAGAGGAUCCUGGAUCUGUUUGGUUGCCACCUGCAGGACUACAUCAGAGCCAAGGAGCUGGUGAGCGAACAGCAAACGCCUCUGACAACAAGAUGGAGCAGUGAGAGUGAGCAGCUGUGGAAGGAGUAUUCCAGAAUCACCACGCCUCACUUUGCCAUGAACAGCGACACAGUAGAACUAAACUAUACCAGAUCAGUUGUAGAUUUGUUGCUGCACAUUUUGGUGCCAUCGCCGCACUUGGAGACCCGCACCGGACGGUUCGUCGUCGGAGAGCUCAUCACCUGCAACGUCCUGCUCCCUCUCAUUGCCAAAUUGUCUGACCCUGACUGGUUAAACAGUCUCAUAAUCGAAAUAUUCAGCAAGUCUAGCAAACCACAGGAGUCAGUCACAGCAGAGCCAGUGACUUCAUCACCACUGCCACUACCACCGCCACCUGCUCCAUCAGAGCUCGCUCCACUACAGGAGACAAUGCAUACACAUCUAAGAAAUAAUGAAGUUCCUCCACUGAGAGCUGAGACUGAAAUGGUUCAUGAUGCGGAGAUAGCCACGCCUGAGCUCGCUGCCUAUGAUGUGGGUGACUCUGAGGAGGUGGACACUCCACAGAACAAUGCUGAAGAGGAAGAACCUACUCCACCUUUCUUAAGGCAUUACAUGAGAGGAAGCAAGUCGAACCCGUUUUACCAGGAGAAUGACUCCGACCUGGAGUCUCCUUUGGCCGACUACAAACGAGGUUCCAUUGAUUCCCUGGUGAUGAUAGGCCAAGAGGAGGUCCUCUGUGACAGACAGAGAGAAUGCGCCAUACCUGCAGAGAACAAUAAUGGUGUGGACCUGGAGGAUGCUUGCCCCAGUCCAAUAGAAGGCCCCUGCCCUAAAGUCCUGGUGAAUUCACAACCAGUCGAACAUCCUAAUGGUUGCAGCUCCCCACCAGUUAUAAUAGCAGAGGGGACUCCUUGUAUCAGCAGCCUCCAGGAACUGGAGAGGGGUGGCAGUUGUUUCCCUUCAGUAAACCCAGCCAGAGACCUCCUUCUGGGUGUAGACCAGAGUGUGCUGGGGAACCCCAGUGAGCUGUCGGACGUCAGUCCGUUGCAGGGCUCUUCUCCUAUGCCGUCGUUCAGUUUUGAGCCCCUUAGCAGCCCAGAUGGACCAGUCAUCAUCCAGAACCUCCGCAUCACCGGCACCAUCACAGCUAAAGAACACAGAGGCACCGGCUCCCACCCCUACACUCUUUACACUAUCAAGUAUGAGACAGCGAUGGCUUAUGAGAACCCUGGAAGCAUCCAGCCAGGCUCUGAGGAUGCUCCGUCAGGUUGUGAGAAUCCAUUGUCUGUUCAGCCGGUGGCUUAUCACAUGGUCAACAGACGAUACAGUGAGUUCCUCAACCUACAGACACGGCUGGAAGAAAAAACAGAACUACGAAAACUCAUCAAAGGUGUGAAAGGUCCAAAGAAAAUAUUUCCAGACAUGCCGUUUGGAAACAUGGACAGUGACAAGAUCGAGGCCAGGAAAGGACUUUUGGAGACCUUUCUAAAGCAACUCUGUACCAUCUCCGAAAUAGCCAACAGUGAAGAGAUGCAGGAGUUUCUGGCUCUCAAUACAGAUGCCAGAAUCGCCUUUGUCAAGAAACCUUUCAUUGUGUCACGCAUAGACAAGAUUGUGGUGAAUGCCAUUGUGGACACCCUGAAGACAGCGUUUCCCCGUUCAGAACCUCAGAGCCCGACAGAGGAUAACGAGGGAGAGAUGGAUGGGGGGAAAAUAAGUGCUGACAAGAAGAGCAAGUCUCGUCUGAAGUUCUCCAGUAAAAACAUUCCCUUUAUGAAUGGCUCAGACAUCAGACCAUCGGUUUUGUUCAGCUGGGACCAAACUAGCACAGUGUUUAACGGGAUGUCUUUGGGAGAUCUGCAAGCCUUCGUCACCGAACAAGAAACACUGUCCAUCAGAGCGGAGCCAGAGAUGGAGGGCAGUCCAGCAGUGAGAGAAUUCGGAGACUAUCUGAUGGGCAGCUUGAGUGGAAAGCACAGUCAGGAACCUGCAUCUGAGAUGGCGCUAGCCGAGGUGGCUCUGAACAUCCUGUGUCUGCUGAUGAAGAAACAGUGGAGCUGGCUGUGCACUGAGAACAUUCAGAGGGCCAUCAGACUGCUGUUUGGAACCCUUAUCAACAGAUGGCUGGAUGUGAGUGUAGCCAACCUGACAUGCACCAGGUACUGGGUGGUGUACCUGCAAGUCAUCCAGGAGGCCGUGUGGCCAGGUGGGACUCUGCCUACGGCCCCGCAACUGGAACGCAGCCAGCAGGAAAAGGACAGCACCAGGCAACAAGCCUUACACUGUCUGAUGAGACUCCUACCAGAUCUGGUCUCAGACAUGUUAGGCUCAGACAAGUACAAACUGAGCUGGCAGACUGCACUGGACUCUCUUCAAGACCCCUACAUUAACAGACACCUGGUCUACUGCAUAUUUGAUCUUCUGCUUGAGUUCCUGGUUCCUGAAAUACCUGAGGAAGAUUUCCAGAGGAGCCUGUUGCAGACCCUUUUCAAGAACCCCGAGAAGCUGCUGGCAUGAGAAGAAACCCCCUGGGGGAACGCCACCCUCACUGAUCAUUCACCAAUGAAGAUUUGCUGAAAGGAAGUUAGUAGAACAGGCUGCUCUUGUUCUACUAAAGUCCCAUGAUGUGUGUAAGUUAAAGUUUUUGGUGAGACUGAAUAUUCUCCUACCCAACUUUAAGGUCCCCCAGGUCUGUGUUAAGUUGAUGUAUUAACACGUGAGGCUCUUGUCCUGUAUACACACACACACACACACACACACACACACACACACAAUCUGAAGUGGCUUUGAUGACAUGAGAACACCUGGUUUGUGUUUAAUCUCAGAACGUGCUGAUCAGAUCUAAACAUGUGGCAAAGCCUCUUUCGAUCUCCUCAUCCAGCCUCUUCCUGCUUGCUAAACUCUCCAGCUUUGACUUAACUCACUUCAGAUGGUCCUCACACUCUGCCCUCAUCCCCUGCUGCACUUUCUGGGUAGAAGAACCCACACCUGUUGCUCUAAUCUGGAGAAGCAGGAUUUUCUUUCCCCUCCGACUUAAAUCUCAAAAAGCUCUAUUGGGAUUUAGCAUCAGUGCUUUUAUUCCCUGUAGAUCCAUUCUUCAACAUCCCACUGGCUCUGUAUAGAGCCACACAUGUGAUUUGGACAUAGUGUGAGCUAUGCCUCCUAAAUCUGAGCCUUCCUGAGGGAUCACAUGUCUCUACUAGUGAUUUUUUUUUUUUACCUGCACGUGUCCAGGUGUAGGAGAAGUACAUACUGUAAUGUAGUGUGCUGAAGAGUUGGCCAUAAGAUAUUUUACUGGCUUCACCGAUGCGUCACAGUUCUUUUAACAGGUCCCUGGGAGAAUGAUCUGUACAGUUAAUGUCUAAAUCAUAUAAGAACUGGGCUCCACAAAAACAGGUAUAUGAAGGAUGUCGGACUGAUGUUGGCACAGGUCCGUUCAAUAACUUUUUUCUCUAGUUUACUGUAAAACAGCAAACUGCCCGAAUCUUUGAUAGUUGGCUAAUUAACCAGCAGACUUAAAUGCUUUGUAAAUUACAUAGAAGCACAGUUCCUGACUUCCUUACUUUCAGUGCAUUUCAGUCCAUUCUGAUAGAUUUGUUUUUGUUUGUCCAACUAAUCAGUCAUCAGGUCAUCAGCCUCUGAAAAUUCUAGCACUACUUUUGCUACAGAAAACCGAUGACUGCUAUGAAAACCGCUGACUGCAGGUUAUGUGGAUCGUAUUCACACUUCAUACAGCACACAUUUUGACUUCUUACAAAGCAAACAACCACUAACCACAUGGCUCUGCCCCAGUAAGCCAUGACAGUGUGACACUGAGCCAUGAACAAUACAAGGACCAUGGUAUCAUUGUUAUUAUUUAAGCCUGUGACAUGUCAAAAUGUCGUCAGUGAAAAAGUCAUUCAUUCACUUCAUGCUAUGUUUAAGUAGCUAAUGGUCCAGUGCAGGUUUCUUAUUAGUGGAGGUGGCAGAGACUGCGCUUUAAAAUAACUGUCAUGAUAACUCCACUUUGUAAAUCUGCCUUAGCAUCUUAUCGCCUUCAAGGUGGUAAAACAACAAUCAAUGCUCCUUUCCCAGUUGGAUAAAGACAAUGAACAGAAAAUUAUUAUAUUGCAUUCAUGUUACAACACAAACCAUGAUUCAAAUCCUCAUGUCUUAACACAGACAGUCUUAAAAUACUGUUUAGUUCAUAAUAAUGAUUCAUUCUAAUGUUCCAAAAUGUCUUCAAUUUAGAGAAAUUGUUAAUCGUAGUACUGCAUACUUUUGUGUGUUAUCGAGUAUGAAGUCACCAUAUGGAUUACAUUUAGACUAACACAUGCAGUAUUGUAUUUCAAAAUACAUCAAAAUACGUCUUGUUCGACUGAAGUCAUGUGAGGUUUUGAUGCCACGUUUGACAAAUGUUACAUUUCAUCUUGUAGAAGUCAAAUCUUAAUAUUACUGUUCAUGCUAAUAUCAUUCCAGUGUUUUGCACUCUUGUCCUGGUUUAGUGCUCUUAUCCUUUUUCCUGUCCGUUGUGUUAACCUGUGAUUCAGCCUAUUUAUGAACCUAUUUAUUUGCUUGAUUUACUAAACUGUGCGAGGUGCCAGUGCAGACUCUUAUGAAGUGCUUUUAAGUGGAUUUUUGCCUUACAAGGUGACUCGAUGAAGUUUGGUCCCGCAGUGUUGCAGCUACAGGUCCAUGUCUGAGACCAUGCCCCUUUGUAGAACAUCAGCGCCCACUUCCAGCUCCCUGCAGUCAAACUGUUAACACGAGUUGUUUUUAUUGUGGAAAAUUGUGCUGAAUGUUCGGGCUGUUACAGUUAUUUGUUGUAAAACCCAUUGAGGUACUGCUAUUGCUGCUACCAUGAUAUCAAAUAUUUGCUCUGUGUAUCAUUAUAACAAGACAAAACACAUUCUCAUUAUUACACUUAAUGAAUGUAUCUCAUUAAAAGAAGACAUGUUUCUUGUUCUAACAUAAAUGUGUGUGUUGUUGUAAUAAGAAAGAUCCAGGCAGGGUUUGAAUAGAGGAAAGAGAGGCUGUGCUUGGGACGAGACAUCCAUCCAUCAAGUCCAAUCCAAUCCAAGUAACUUGAUAUCUGAAAAUAAUGACAGACACAUUUCUGCAUCUCUAUAAAGCAAAAAAAAGGUAAUUAAAACAUAAACCAUCAUCAGAUGAUGGGUUCAGAGAAUGCAUUUCAGCCAAUGUAUUCCAACUCUUGGCUCUCUACAGAAACAACACAGCACAGACAUGACAUUCAAACUGAAUGAAGUGAAACAAACCAAGCGUCGCUGUAUGGCUGGCGUUGGCAGUAUGUCAUGCUUGGCAUCAGAUACGUUAGCUUGACACAUACAUUGAAACAGAGAGCUGAUGUCCUGGUCUACGAGCUUCUCUAACUUAAUGCAAUCAGCAGCUGUCUGUCUGAAAAACAUUGCAUUAGAAGAAGAAGAAGUCUUUCAUUUUUACCAACUUAAACCAACAAGUUCUUCAUGAAAACACUAAAAACUACAGCUACAUCACUUCUCUUCAAGUCAUUUUUACAACAUUAUAGCUGUCUCAUCACCCCAAACCCUAUUUGAGCCACAUACACAUUGAGUGAAACACAUAAGGUUAUGAGUAAGGUUGGAGCACACGAUAUGAAAACAUCAGCAUGUUGUCAGGCUGAUCAGGGCUGUGGGAUCUCCUCAGUCACUGCCUCGACUUUAUCUCAUUAUAACAAUAUACUAACUUCUAAUGAGAACCAUUUCUUGUUUUAAUGAGACUUUGCGUAAUAAUCAAAAUGUUUCAAUAAGAAAAUGAAGGAGUUAUGCCAUAAUAACAUGACAAAUUAUGAAAGGUUUUCUGUUCAUGAGGAAAAAGUGAUUUAAAGAUGUUUUUUGUAAUGGUGGCAACAAUAUGCUGCCUGACUUUAUCUGCUUUGAUCAGUGGUAGAUGUUAGAGUAUUCAUGGUGAAACAUGCACUGUGCUGUUUGUCUUUGGAACGUCCUGCAUAUAUUCCAAGUACUAAUUAGAGACACUGAAGCUUGAUCUGUUUUAGAGACGUGUACAGGUCCAUUCUUUCCUUCUUUACCACCUUUGCUCUCUAACCUGUCCAUCUUCUUUUCUAUCAGGUCGUGUGUCUGCUGUUCCUCUCUACAGAGGAGGUUGUGUCGAGCAUGUUAUCGCUGUGAAUCUGUCUGUUUUAUAGCGUACAGAAUGUGUCGGUCUUUUAAACAUUUUCUGGUUGUUCCUGAGCAUAUUUGCAAAAAAACAAACAAACAACAACAAUAAAGUUACCAAACAUGAGUUAUUAAAUCUUCAA